This is a messenger RNA of Myxocyprinus asiaticus (Chinese sucker), 2087 nucleotides long. RefSeq names its product guanine nucleotide-binding protein subunit beta-like protein 1. NCBI's taxonomy places the organism in Eukaryota, Metazoa, Chordata, Actinopteri, Cypriniformes, Catostomidae. The record is from RefSeq and is a predicted model, not a curated record. Bases 130 to 1101 code for a protein of 323 amino acids. Gene Ontology annotation, molecular function: protein binding. The transcript has 7 exons.
CCGCCACUUUUCCGGCAAGGGGCUUUUCAGGUUCACUGUCGCAUGUUUUGAUUUCAUCCCUUACACGUGCCGUGCUUCAGUUUAUUCAGGAUACAGACUACUGAUAUUGCACACGUAGGAGUUACCUGGAUGAUGGCUCGCCCUCCUCCUGACCCAUUGUAUAUCCUGAGGGGUUCAGGGGCAGCAGUAAACACCCUGCACUUCUGCUGUAGUGGACAGGGGGCACCACUACUGUACUCUGGGUCAGGUAAAGGUGCAAUUCAUGUGUGGAACCUGACCACCAGGAGAGCAGAACGUGUUCUAGAAAGUCAUGCUGGCAACUCCGUUAUCUGGCUACAGACCUUCAGUGACAGCAACACCCUCAUCAGUCAGGGUCGUGACAUGCGGGUAUGCGUGUGGGAUUUGUCUGAAGGCCGCAGUACAGUGACAGACUCUCUCCUCACAGGCAGUGUUGGGUUCUGUCAGUGCUCUCUGCUGGAGAUCCAAGCCGGAUCCACUUUACUGGCUCACCCUACAGAACAGAUGGAGCAGGUGAGUGUGGUGGAGAUGAGGAGCUGGACUCCAGUGUGCACUCUUAAGUCAGACUCUAAACUGGGCAUGCUCAUGUGUAUGAAGAUGUGCCAGGCAGAUUCUGGUCCGGUUCUGUGUGCUGGUUAUGAGGACGGCUCUCUGGUGUUAUGGGAUGUUUCCAAUCGCCGUCCAUUCAGCUGUAUAAAGGCCCACCCUGAGCCGGUCAUGUGUCUAGACAUUGAUUUACACAGGCAGAAAGGCAUUUCAGGGUCUUCAGAGAAGAUCCUCCACUCCUGGACACUUGAAAACCAGCAAAUUCUUCAGAUGCACAACUCCAGUCAUCUGACCAAUCCUGGGGUCUCCCAGCUGCGUAUCCGUGCAGAUGGCAAGAUCCUAGCAGCGGCAGGCUGGGACAACAACAUCAGAGUGUUUGGCUGGAAGAAACUAAAGCCACUGGCUGUUCUACAGCAUCAUACUGACAUGGUGAAUAGUGUGGCCUUCUCAGAACACCAGGACACCCAACAGAGACUUUUGGCCGCAGGGUCCAAAGAUCAACGGAUCAGUGUGUGGUCUAUAUAUAGAGAAAGUUGAGGCCUCCUUACCUUUUCCUUCAAACUUAUUGUUGCAAAUUACUCAGACUAUAUUUACAUACUUGAGCAUGGCGCUAAUAUAUUUUCUUUGAAUGAAAGCGUUUCAAAUGCCUAAAAUAGUGGCUGACUGCCAUUUAAAGGCGGGCCUACAGCAUGGUCUCAUUUAGCAGGACUGUCAUUAUUUACAUGUCCUAAGACUACAUUAUAACACCCUGUUAUGUGUUUUACCCCAAAUGAACAAGCUUGGCUUAGUAAAAUGUGUUCAUUGCAAACCAAACAAAAGCAGAUCAUAUAAACAUACUCCAUCAUCGUGUUUUGUUGCAGUUUGUCACAAUGGACGAUAGUUUUAUUGUCAAAGGCACAGCUUAAACCAUCCACUCUGAUCUGUUUGCUUUACUGCAGGGUGAUGUGCUUCAGUAGGCGUGUAUUUACACUUGAAGUCGCACCUGAGCGGCAAAGUAAUCCACCGCUGUUUUUCCCAAUUUGUCUCAGAGUUUAAGAUUGCCCUCUGGACUGACCUGCAUAUAUCAUGCAGGGUUAAUCACAAGGGCUCAGGCAGCACCGACAGGCCUGUUUGUUAGAAAGAUUCAUUGGACAAGUUUCGGUUCAUUCUUCCCUUUAAGUGCAUGAGCUAAUGAAGGAGACUAUUUUCAGUCUGAAGACAAGGCUGACCUUUGUGUUUGGAUGUGGCCACAGGACAAACUGGUUAUUUUUGCAUUUAUUUCCUUUGCUCUGUGAAUGCUGGACAGCUCACUCACCAGAGUAGUUACAGAAAUUAAUUUCUGGUUUACAUUGUAAUGUUUUUCUUUUUGGAUUAUUUUUCUUUUAUAAUAUCUUGUUAAUACAAAGAUUUUUACCAACACUUUAGGUAAACGGAUAUCUAGCGUUGUUUAUACUAAUUGUAAAUUAGGUUCUUGAGUGGUCGGAAAACAUUCAAAGACAGCUUCAUUAAUACGUUUAGCUUAAAUUGUUCAUUUUAAUAUUCAU